CUUGAUUCGAAUUUCAAAAUGGCGGAUGCACGAACAGGAUUUUGCUUGUUUUGACAUCAAAAAAGUAUAGAUAUUAGGCCUUCACAGUCAAGUUGUUCUAUAUUAUUCGUUACCAGUAUGUCUCUUGUAGCGUACGGGGAUAGUGAUGAUGGAUCGAGUGACAGCGAGACGGAAGAAAUCAGUUUAGACGCGAAGACUUCGCCGAAAGCUMGUACAACAACAGCUAUCGACAACGUCAAAAAUGUAUCCAAUUCCGAAGCAUCUAUCGAUAUAAAACCUUCCUCUCACACAGAAAAACGGUCAAARUUAUCUUCWUUGCUACCAAAGCCGCAAAAGAGUUCACAAAGUACCAUAGUGAUUCAUUCUGAACCGCAGAAAAAAWUGCUAGAUUUGAAAGCUAUWCRAGACGAAGACGAAGAUGAAAUCAUUGAUGUAGAGGAGGAAUAUGUACCCUUAAAAGAAAUUAAAAAGAAAUCUAGMAAAACUUUAGUUGAAAAGAAUGAAGAGCAAAAGUCAGUCGGUAGUCUCUUUUCUCGUAUGCCAUCUCCAUGGUCACAAGCUACGGGAAUCUCACUCCCAAAGAAGCGAGGACAUGGURAUGACUUAGAAGCUGCAAGCUCUUCCAAGAAAGGCAAACACCCUGUUAGGAUUGUAGCACCAACACUCGUUGAUGCUGACUCGGAUGAUGAAUCAGAUGAAAAGAAAGUUUCAAAGACUGUCAAGCAGGCAAAGUCUGGUUCUGGUCUUUCAUCUUUGCUACCCAAACCAAAGCACAGYGUGACAUUAACAGCUUCCAAUCCCAACAAACCAACAGUCAAACUAUCAAACAGAGCUCUCAUUCCACAUACUCUGACAAAGAAGCCAACCAGUAAAGAAACAAAAACUACUAAGAAAACAGAAGAUGGAAAAAACAGUGACGAYGAAGAAGAGCCWGUUUCAUUCUUUACCUUUAAUGACAAAAAUGACGUAGCAACGAAAGGUGUCARUAAGCCYAYWACUGUAUCWGAACCAACUGAAACAGUUUCAUUUAGCAGUAGCAUAAAAGUGGCAAGUGUUCCUGAAGUAAUAGAUACUAAAUCAAGUCCAUUUGGCUAUGAAGAAUCCAGAGAUGAGCCUUUGGGAGUAUCUGAYGAUCAGAGUAGCUAUAGCUAUGGUAAUACUAGUGAUGCAGAUCAAUAUAGUGAAGAAACAACCACAUACUACCAACCACAAGAUGGUAGUCAACCUUACGAUUAUGGAAGUUAUGACCAAAGUGCCUACACAACCUAUUAUGAUACGCAACCAACAUACAGUCAUUAUCAAGAAACAGUUGAACCACAAAUACAAGAUAUUGAUAUAGGCAAAAUGCAAAGACUUCAAGGCAGAAAGAACCGCAAUGAGCAGAUCAACAUCAUUGAUAUUAAUGCUGCAGAUCAGACUGCUGAUGCUAAAGUACAACUAACAAACCUAACAGCUGAACAGUUUGCUCACAAAUCAUCCAAGAAACAAGGAAACAUGCCAUCAUCACAGCAACGUAGAAAACAUCAAAUUACAUACUUGGCAUUUCAGGCUAAAGAACGUGAGUUUGAACUGCAGCAACAGUGGGCUUCAAACCGCCAGACAAAAAGACAAACUCAAGCGAAAUAUGGAUUUUGAAAUAAUGUAAUACGAACUUAUUUUGUAAAUAAAUUCUACAAGCCUUUAAUAAACA
Messenger RNA from Exaiptasia diaphana, 1690 nucleotides. Its product is annotated as proline-rich protein PRCC. Gene Ontology annotation, cellular component: nucleus. The coding region runs from base 118 to 1635 and encodes 505 amino acids. Lineage: Eukaryota; Metazoa; Cnidaria; Anthozoa; Actiniaria; Aiptasiidae. The record is from RefSeq and is a predicted model, not a curated record. The transcript is spliced from 7 exons.